AUUCUUUCUCGAAGUCUAACUUCCUGUCAUUCCUUGUCAAUUCAUACGAUACCUAAUUAUAACUCUCUUUAAUUUUCUUUUCACACACAUCAUCACCAUGAAGGCUGCUUUCCUCACUGCUCUCGCCGCUCUGGCCACCUCCGCCAUCGCUGCCCCUACUGGUGGAGUGUCUGACCUCACUCAGGUCACCAAGUCCCUGUCUUCUUCCAGCUCCUCCGUCUCCAAUGGCGCUGCUGCUUCCUCUGCUCCCGGCUCUGCUAGCGGCCACGUUGUUCAGGACCUGGGCGGCAACGUCAACCAGAUCCUUACCGUUACCGGGCCUAAUGCCAAGCAGCUCCUCAUUCAGCUGAGCCCAGAAGUUGCUUCUCUUCUUGCCGGCCUUGGUCUUCCUGGUGUUGGAAAAUCCGUGGGCAGCAUUGUCAAGACCGCCGGCAACGUCGGUGACUUGCUGAAGGACCUUGCUGGACCUGUUGACAAUCUGCUCACAGUUGUCGGUCAGGAUGGCGGUGUUCUUCUCAUUCAGCUCGAUCCCUCCCUUGUUGGCCUCCUCUCCAGCCUUGGCCUGCCUGGUGUUGGUGUCCCCGUCGGGACUGUUGUUGCUACUGUCGGUGAAAAUCUGAAGCGCUCCGAGGGAGCCGACGGCUCCAACGGCAAGAUCGUUGAGGAUCUUGCCCCUAAGGUCAAGGACGUUCUUGAGGUCACUGGCCCUAACGCUAAGCGUCUUCUCAUCCAGCUCAGCCCUUCUGUUGCUUCUCUCCUCGCCAACCUCGGCCUCCCCGGUGUUGGAACCUCCGUGGGCUCUAUUGUCAAGACCGCUGGCAACGUUGGUGACCUCGUCAAGGAUCUCGGCAAGCCCGUUCAGGGACUACUCACUGUUGUCGGCCAGGACGGCUCCUACCUCCUCAUCCAGCUGUCUCCUAGCCUCGCUGGUCUCGUCAGCGGUCUCGGACUCCCGGCUGUCGGUGUUCCGGUCGGCACUAUUGUUGCCACCCUCGGUGACAACCUGUAA
This is a messenger RNA of Aspergillus homomorphus CBS 101889, 1009 nucleotides long. RefSeq lists its product as uncharacterized. The record is from RefSeq and is a predicted model, not a curated record. NCBI's taxonomy places the organism in Eukaryota, Fungi, Ascomycota, Eurotiomycetes, Eurotiales, Aspergillaceae. The transcript has a single exon. The coding region runs from base 98 to 1009 and encodes 303 amino acids.